Molecule: messenger RNA, 1702 nt
Organism: Tripterygium wilfordii
Lineage: Eukaryota; Viridiplantae; Streptophyta; Magnoliopsida; Celastrales; Celastraceae
Product: probable glycosyltransferase At5g03795
Exons: 3
Coding region: 17-1570 (517 amino acids)
Molecular function (GO): glycosyltransferase activity
Source: RefSeq, a predicted model, not a curated record
UCCAGAGAGGGAGACCAUGAGACCACCAAAUAAGUCAAUGUUUUAUUCAUCUUCUUCAUUGUUUUUGGCUCUGGGACUUGCAACACCCUUGUUAUUUUUCUUGCUUGUUCUUAGUAAUCAAGGCUCUAGUCCUUCUAAUUCCAGUGCAUGGAGAGUUCAUACUUCGGAUUUUCGGCCUCUUUUUGUUUCUUCUUCUAUAUUGGAAUCUCAAUCCAAUUACACCACCACCUUCAACAAUGGUUCCUCUGCUUCUUUAGUAGUCCUGGUGGAAGUUGCAGCCAAUUACACCAUCUUCAAUGGCUCUUCUGCCUCUCCAAUCUUCAUUAAUGGUUCUUCUGAUAUUGAUCAAGACACUGUGAAUACUACAAGAGUAGUUAGAAGGUACAGCAAGUUAGGGAGGCUUGAAGCAAGUCUGGUUAAAGCCAGGGCUGCCAUAAGAGAGGCUGCUUUAGUUCGAAACAUGAGUUCAAUCCAUCAGGACCCUGACUAUGUUCCUUAUGGACCCCUCUACAGGAAUGCCAAUGCUUUUCACAGGAGUUAUUUGGAGAUGGAGAAGCUAUUCAAGGUAUAUGUGUACAAGGAAGGUGAGCUUCCAUUGUUCCAUGACGGUCCAUGCAAGAACAUAUACUCCACAGAGGGAAGGUUUAUUCAUGAAAUGGAGAGAGGCAAGUUCUAUAGAACCACAGACCCUGAUGAGGCUCUGGUUUAUUUCCUUCCAUUUAGUGUGGUCUGGAUGGUUCAGUAUCUCUACGAGCUUGAUUCCCAUGACACCAAUUCCAUAGGACGUGUUGUUAAAGACUAUAUCCAUGUCAUCUCCAAUAAUCAUCCCUUCUGGAAUCGAAGCCUUGGCUCUGACCAUUUCAUGCUCUCUUGCCAUGACUGGGGUCCGCGGACAUCUGCUUCUGUUCCGAAUUUACUCCACAGGUCAAUUAGAGUUCUGUGCAAUGCUAAUACUUCUGAAGGAUUCAAUCCUACCAAAGAUGCUACAUUACCAGAAAUCAAUCUCUUAACAGGUGAGAUCACAAAACUCGUCGGCGGUCCAUCCCCGUCCCGUCGACCAAUCCUAGCAUUUUUCGCAGGCCGAUUGCACGGACACAUAAGGUACUUACUUCUAAAACAUUGGAAAGACAAAGACACAGACGUCCAAGUCUAUGAAAAACUUCCAAAAGGUGUGUCCUACUACACAAUGUUGAGAAAGAGCAGGUUCUGCUUAUGUCCUAGUGGAUAUGAAGUAGCAAGUCCGAGAGUUGUUGAAGCAAUCUACACCGGCUGCAUUCCGGUUUUGAUCUCGGACGGCUAUGUUCCUCCUUUUAGCGAUGUGUUGAAUUGGAAGGCAUUUUCUGUGGAGAUUCAAGUGAAGGAUAUAGAAAACAUUAAGAGCUUACUAAGGAGAAUAUCGACAAGGCAGUACUUGAGGUUGCAGAGAAGAGUAAAACAAGUGCAAAGGCAUUUUUUGGUUAAUGGAAAUCCCAAACGAUUCGAUGUGUUCCACAUGACCAUGCAUUCAAUUUGGCUAAGAAGAUUGAAUAUUCAGAUUUAUAAUCAAUCAGCCUUUUCUGUGAAUAGUUAGUCAUGUAUAUUGUUUUUGUAAACAAAAACGGUGUGUCAAAUGGAACCUAUAUCACUUUUUUGUUAGGGCACUUGCAACGUUGUUGUGUAAUGGGGAUAGUAAUCUGUAUUGGGAAAUGUGUUUUGUUGAUGU